UUAUCACAAAUCACAAGUUUACGGCACCACCGUAGUUUUCACGGCCAAAUAUUUACGAGAGCAGAGCAGCAUUCCAAACACGCCACCACAUAUAAUAGUAAUAAUAAAUAACAGAAAAAAUAAAUAAAUUAUAGAGUACGUUGAUUUAUCAUAGUUGACCCGCCAAAUUAUAUAGGAGUCUGGCUGUGUAGCUAUUUGAAUGACGGUAGGUAAUUUAGUUAACCAGCGGUGAUCAUGGUUUCCGUGGCGGUGGCCGUGAAAGAUGGCAGUGGUAGCAGACGCGCCGUCCGGUGGGCGGCGGAGAAUCUUAUGUUGUCUGAUGCUCAUCAUCUUAUACUCAUCCAUGUCUUCCCCACUCUCACUUGUAUCCCUACUCCAUCAGGAAAACAAAUUCCUAUCAAGGACAUGGAUUCUGAUGUGGUGGAGAUGUAUGUACAAGAUAUGAAAUCAAGGCUUGAACAAAUGUUUCUGCCAUUCAAGAAAUUAUGCAAGAGCAAGGAUAUCACCACUGUGCUGCUGGAAGGGGACAACCCUGCAUCAUCGCUUGUUAGCUUUCUAACUGACUCGGGGAUAACAACCUUAGUUCUCGCUUCUUCGUCUUCCAACUGCAUUACAAGAAAGCUAAAGGGCCCUGAGGUAGCUUCAACUGUUGUCAAACAUGCUCCUCCCACUUGUAAUCUUUAUGUGGUUUCUUCCAACCGGAUUACUUUCAAAUCUGCAAUCUCAUUGUCCGCCAAUGGCAAAGAUUAUUGUUUGUUGACUGAGAGGGGACAAGGUGCUUCAAUGAAAAAUCAACGUUUGCCUGCUUUCAUUUCUUCCUCUGAGGAGGUUGGCUUUCAAAAAAGUUCUGCAAAAUCACUGAUCAAAUAUCCAAGUUCUAUGCUCUUCAGACAUAAAAGCCACAAAAAUAUUCAAAGAAAAUUGGCUGAUGAUAUUUCAGAAAAUCGUCCACUACAAAGAUCAUCAACUUCUCAGUCUUCUACCUAUUCAGAGCAAUCAGAUGCUCAUGCUGAAGUAGAGCAAGUUCGUCUAGAAUUACAAAAAGUUGUCGGGUUGUAUAACCGAGCUUGUGAAGACCUUGUCCAUGCCCAAGCCAAGGUCCAUGUACUUUCUUCUGACUACCUUGAAGAGUCUAAAAGGGUGAAUGAAGCCAUAAAAAAUGAAGAAAAAUUAAGAAUAAUGGCAGUUGACGAGAAGGAAAGGCAUGUGGAAGCUGUAAAUGAAAUUGAGAUGGCAAAAAAUUUGUUAUCUAAAGAGAUUUAUGAAAGACAAAUUGCAGAAGUAAAAGCUACGCAGGAGUCCAUGGAGAAGCAAAGGGUUAUUGAUGCACUUUUGUUGGGUGAUGGAAGGUACAAGAGGUACACUAGAGAUCAAAUAGAGGUAGCAACUGAUUUCUUUUCUGUGACCAAGGUCAUCGGUGUAGGAUCAUACGGGAAAGUUUACAAAUGCAAACUUGAUCACACCCCUGUAGCCAUCAAAGUUCUUACUCCCGAUGCAUCUGACAGAAGAUAUGAGUUUUUGACAGAGAUUGAAGUUCUCAGCCAACUACGCCACCCACACAUAGUUUUACUGCUUGGAGCCUGUCCAGAGAUUGGUUGCCUUGUUUACGAGUAUAUGGAAAACGGAAGCCUAGACGAUCAUAUAGUUUGCAGGAACAGUAACCAAUCUCUUUCAUGGGUCAUUCGGUUCAGAUUGGCUUUUGAAGUAGCCUGUGGACUUUCAUUCUUGCACAACUCAAAACCAGAGCCUAUCAUCCAUCGAGACUUGAAGCCAGGGAACAUUUUGCGAGACAGAAAUUUCUCAAGCAAGAUUGGAGAUGUAGGCUUGGCAAAACUCAUUUCAGAUGCUGUACCUGACAAUGUCACAGAAUAUGGAAACUCAGUUCUUGCAGGUACACUCUUGUACAUGGAUCCAGAGUAUCAGAGAACAGGCACAGUUCGACCCAAGUCUGAUCUAUACGGUUUUGGCAUCAUAAUUCUACAAUUAAUAACUGCUCAGCAUCCUUACGGGCUUACACAAAGAGUUGAAAAUGCUUUUGAAAGUGGUUCUUUCGCAGACGUACUGGAUAAAUCAAUUAAAAAUUGGCCUUUGGCCGAAACAGUGAAAUUAACCCAGUUGGCCUUGAAGUGCUCCGCUCUCAGAUGCAGAGAUAGGCCAGAUCUCGAUACUGAAGUGCUUCCAGUGUUGAAGAAGCUUGCUGCCUUUGCAGAUGCAAGUGAAAAGGUCACUGAAAUUAUUAAUGCACCUGGGCAUUUCUACUGCCCAAUUCUUCAGGAAGUAAUGGAUGAUCCACAUAUUGCUUCUGAUGGUUACACAUACGAGCAUAAAGCAAUACGAAUGUGGGUGGACAGGCAGAAUGUUUCCCCGGUAACAAAACAGCGGUUGAAGCAUAAGAUGCUUACUCCAGACCACAGUUUACAUUCUGCUAUACAGGCAUGGAGGUUAAAUGUAGCAUCCUCAAGAACAUAGGGAGAAGACUUAUGCAACUCUGCAUUAUGUUUAAGAUGCAUGCAAUCUUCAAAUAGAUAUUAAGGGUACACCCCAGUGUGGCAGUGUGUACUCCUUUCCACGAGCAUCGCAGUCUCCUAACUCUCUUCCUUUGAUUAUUUUUUUUCCGCGUGCCUGCACUAUGCGGAACAUUUGCAAAUUUGCUUGUUUAGGUGUGCUGAUGUGACUCAAUUUUAACCUCUUAUGCGUAGUUUAUAAUCCAGACUAAAUAGGAUGUCGUUCUACGCUAAGGAUCAAUUUAUCACUUUUCUUUUAUUA
Molecule: messenger RNA, 2766 nt
Organism: Daucus carota subsp. sativus
Lineage: Eukaryota; Viridiplantae; Streptophyta; Magnoliopsida; Apiales; Apiaceae
Product: U-box domain-containing protein 34
Exons: 9
Coding region: 235-2469 (744 amino acids)
Biological process (GO): protein ubiquitination; protein phosphorylation
Molecular function (GO): protein kinase activity; ubiquitin-protein transferase activity; ATP binding
Source: RefSeq, a predicted model, not a curated record